Molecule: messenger RNA, 3402 nt
Organism: Clupea harengus (Atlantic herring)
Lineage: Eukaryota; Metazoa; Chordata; Actinopteri; Clupeiformes; Clupeidae
Gene: avil
Product: advillin
Biological process (GO): barbed-end actin filament capping; actin polymerization or depolymerization; cytoskeleton organization
Cellular component (GO): cytoplasm; actin cytoskeleton
Molecular function (GO): actin filament binding; phosphatidylinositol-4,5-bisphosphate binding
Source: RefSeq, a predicted model, not a curated record
CAGAAGUGGAGGAAGAUGAUGGGCUUGAAUAUGACCCUGGAGAUCUACAGCCCUCGCGUUGCUGUCCACAGAACCAAUGAGAAGAAGACAGACAGAGAGAGAGAGAGAGAGAGAGAGAGAGAGAUUGAGUGAGGGAUUGUGAGAGUGAGAGUGACAGAGAUAGGAUCUAGUGAGCGCUCGUCUGCACAGGCCUACUAGACAUCUUUUGGAUCCACCACUCUCUGCUUCCAAGGAGGUAAUAAGAGAUUGUGACCAGGAAAUCAAGACAUCAUGGAGUACACAUUUCGGGCCGUCACCCAGACUCCUGGGAUUAUUAUUUGGCGAAUAGAGAAAAUGGAGUUAGUUCUGGUUCCAGAGAAAUCCCAUGGAAAUUUCUUUGAGGGUGACUGCUACGUGCUCAUUUAUACCCGGAAGGUGAGUAGUGCUGUGUUCUAUGACAUCCACUACUGGAUCGGCUCCCAGUCCAGCCAGGAUGAGCAGGGGGCGGCCGCUGUGUACACCGUGCAGCUGGACGAGUUCCUGGGGUCCGGUCCGAUCCAGCACAGAGAGGUCCAGAACCAUGAGUCUGACACGUUCCGUGGAUACUUCAAACAGGGCAUCAUCUACAAGAAGGGUGGUGUGGCCUCAGGCAUGAGGCACACUGAGACAAACACCUACGACAUCCAGAGACUCCUACAUGUGAAGGGCAAGCGAAGAGUUACUGCAAUGGAGGUAGAGAUGAAGUGGCAAAGCUUUAACUUGGGCGAUGUGUUCCUGCUGGACACGGGCAAAGUCAUCAUCCAGUGGAAUGGCCCAGAGAGCAACAGACAGGAGAGGCUGAAGGGCAUGCAGCUGGCCAAGGACAUCCGUGACCGAGAGAGGGGGGGUCGGGCGGAGAUCGGGGUGAUCGAGGGCGAUGUGAAGGGGGACAGCCCCCACCUGAUGGAGGUCCUGAAAAGCACUCUGGGAGAGCAGACGGACAGGCUGUCCAGUGCAGUCCCUGAUGACACACCUGACCAGGAGCAGAAGUGCCAGCUCACUCUCUACCAUGUCUCAGAUGCUGAUGGUGUGAUGAAGGUGACAGAGAUCGGGGCUAGGCCACUCGUGCAGGAUUUAUUAAAUCAUGACGACUGCUAUUUCUUGGACCAGGGAGGGCUGAAGGUGUUUGUGUGGAAAGGGAAGAAAGCCACCAAGGCUGAGAGGCAGACUGCCAUGUCAAGAGCUCUGGAGUUUAUUAAGCUGAAGGGGUAUUCCCACACCACCAACAUUGAGACGGUGAACGACGGGGGAGAGUCUGCUCUCUUCAAGCAGCUCUUCCAAAGCUGGCGGGUCAAAGGGCAGACGGUUGGCCUAGGGAGAACACACUCAGUGGGGAGAGUGGCCAAAGUGACCCAGGAGAAGUUUGAUGCCAGCAGGAUGCACGUGAUGCCAGAGAUUGCUGCCCAAGAGCGCAUGGUGGAUGAUGGGAGCGGAGUAGUGGAGGUAUGGCGGAUUGAGAACCUGGAGCUGGUCCCUGUGGAGCCCGAGUGGCAUGGCUACUUCUAUGGCGGGGACUGCUACCUCAUCCUGUACACCUAUCAAGUUAACAUCAGGAAGAACUACAUGCUCUACAUAUGGCAGGGCAGACACGCUACGCAGGAUGAGCUGGCGGCCAGCGCCUUCCAGGCUGUGGAACUUGACCAGAAGUACAAUGACGAGCCUGUCCAGGUGAGGGUGACCAUGGGCAAGGAGCCCAGGCACUUCAUGGCCAUGUUCAAGGGCAAGAUGGUCAUCUUUGAGGGUGGCACCUCUAGGAAAGGGGGUUCAGAUCCAGAGCCGCCAGUGCGACUGUUCCAGGUCAGCGGUUCUGACCCGUCCAACACCAAAGCCAUCGAGGUCCCCGCCCUGGCUGGCUGCCUCAACUCCAAUGAUGUUUUUCUGCUAAAGAGCCAGACUGGUAUUUACCUGUGGUGUGGAAAGGGCUCCAGUGGUGAUGAGAGAGCCAUGGCCAAAGAGAUCAGCAAGGUCAUUGGACAGGACAAUGCUGCAGAGGAGACCAUCGCAGAGGGACAGGAGCCUGGGGAAUUCUGGGUGUUGUUGGGAGGCAAGACCCCGUAUGCAAAUGAUAAGAGACUGCAGCAGGCCUCAAUGGAUCAUCAGCCACGCCUCUUUGAAUGCUCCAAUAAGACAGGGCGAUUUACUGUCUCCGAGGUUACGGAAUUCACUCAAGAUGACCUCAGCGAGGAUGACGUCAUGCUUUUAGACACAUGGGAUCAGGUCUUCCUGUGGGUGGGUAACCAGGCCAAUGAGGAGGAGCGUAAGGAGUCGGUGGUAACCUGUAAGGAGUACCUGCAUACCCACCCUGGCUCCCGCGACCCUGACACCCCCAUCCUGCUGGUCAAGCAGGGCUUUGAGCCCCCCACCUUCACUGGCUGGUUCUUGGCCUGGGACCCUGCCAAAUGGAGCGGAGGGAAAACGUAUGAACAGCUGAAGAUGGAGCUAGGGGAAGUGACAUCACUGACCAGAGUGCCUGAAGAGGACGGCAGCGCAGAUAGCAAUAUCACCUACAAGAGCUUCCCUGCGGAAGAUCUUAUCAACAAACAACCCGAAGAGCUCCCUGAGGCAGUGCACCCUGCCCACAAAGAGAAACACCUUUCGGACACAGACUUCCAGGCUGUAUUUGGAGUGUCUAAAGACCAAUUUGCCAAUAUGCCACCCUGGAAGCAGAUCAGCUUGAAGAAGGGGAAGGGAUUGUUUUAAUUACAUGCAUUGUAAUGGGAUUUUGUGAUUUAAUUAUCAACGUCCCAAACCUUUGUCAGUCUGUUGUUUUUUAUCAUUUUAAUUAAGAGACUCAAUAGCAUUUGAAAUAUAUAAAAUAUCUGAUAUGUAAAGCCAACAUUGUUUUAAUGAUAUUGCCCUGCUUUCCUCUUUACACCAACAAACCAAUGAUAUCAACUGGCUGUAUGCAUAUGAAUAUAUGAAAAACACAUGAUUCCACUACCUGCCCUUGUAGCCUGUAUAACCUCAGAGCUAACUUUGCCCUAUGAUGUCAAUCUUACAUGUUUUACAUUAUGUUUUCUCAUGUGUGGUGAUUGAGAGGUAGUAAUUUAUUGGUUGAUUUAGCCAUCGACAUCAUGACCAUUUCUUGUUUGUCUACAGUCAUAGUACAUUUGCCAUUUUAAAAUCUGUUCAGAUUCUUUUGAUAGAAUCGUCUUAAUAUAACUGAAUAAAACCACAUCCACAUUCAUAUUGUAUGUUUUAUUUUACUUGAUUCACUGAAAUGUGAAAAAAAUAUGAGAUGGUGGAUUUAUUGAAGGACCUUCACCUUGACUUCAUUGUUCCAAUAAAUCUAAUCUAAUCUUCAAUCUAAAUUAGGAGGACAAUCAGCAAUCAGAAAAACAACAUUUUCAUAACAUGCUAAAUAAAGUAUUUAAGAGCAGUUCA